Anguilla rostrata (American eel) is the source of this 1311-nucleotide messenger RNA. Its product is annotated as cilia- and flagella-associated protein 97-like. The transcript is spliced from 4 exons. The coding region runs from base 348 to 776 and encodes 142 amino acids. The record is from RefSeq and is a predicted model, not a curated record. NCBI's taxonomy places the organism in Eukaryota, Metazoa, Chordata, Actinopteri, Anguilliformes, Anguillidae.
UUUAGCAGUAGGCCAACAAGGCCAUCAACACUUAUAUAUACGCAGACGAUCUCAAACAAUUUUCUGUGCAAGUAAUACUGAUAAGUAUUUAAAACAAGUUUAAUCAUGAGUAUAUCUUACUGAAGUGAAAACGCUUUGAUUCCAGAAUUCUUUUUGUCAGAUGGUUUUAUUUACGUGACGUCACAGUGCGUGUGCGUUAUUCUGAGAUCAUUUCAUUUCUAUAAAAGCCUGGCCCAGCAGCAACUGCAAAACUGUACAAAGGAAACUGAUACUAGACGUGAUUCUCCCGUCUGCAGAGCACGUUUAACUACAGGUCUACGGACCUAGAAGCUGGUAGGCAGCUAGUUAUGCCGAAGGUCAAAGAGCAGAGGGGAGGAAAGGAUCAGUUUUUUGAAUGCAAUGAUGGAAGUGAUAGAAAUCAAGACAAAACAAAAGAAAAAGACCAAGAGCAGGAGGGAAAAGACCAGAGGAUGUCAAGCCGACCCCAGCCCUACAAUACUUGUACCCGCCUGUACCACACCGCUCAGAACAGGAAGGAUGACAUGGAAAGAAUUGACAGGGAGAACCGGGUUCAAACAAGGCGACUGGAUACCACUAAGCCCUCACGGGGAAUGGGACGAAUGGAGCAGUUGGCAGACUAUGAUCGACAGGCCUCUUACAGGGGAUUACCCGCCCCCGGCCCCUCUAAUUUGACAGAGACCCCCUCAGAAGCCCACUUCAAGUUGAUGGUGAAAUCUCACUACUCCCGGGUUAAGCUGACUGGAUUCCUGCAGUGAUUCCUGUCUGUCAUUCCUGGCACCGCCAUGUCUAACCUGUACCUGAGAGGCUAAAGUGGACAGUCUGUUGCCAGAUGCAGCUCAAGAUUUAGCUGAUUUAACUUUCUUUUUAAUGCAGUUGGUGUGUAUUUAGAGUGGAAUUGUGAAAUUGCUAUGUUUGUCAUUAAAGCUGCUUGUUAAAUGAAAGCCUUUGUUUUCAGCUAAACAACAAUAUGCCCUGUAGGUAACACUGGACCUCUUUAGUGCACGAGUGCACAAAGAAAGCAUGGUGCUGCUCACGCCCACUCUAAACCUGGAACAUAGAAUGCCAUAGGAACAAUAACAGCUGUCAAAGCAGCAAGUGUCCUCAGUUAAGCCAUUGGCACUCUGCAAAAAAAUAGGCACCUGGCUGGCUGUUCCAUCAAAUUACUGCUAUGCUACAUGGGUGGGAUUUCAAACUUGGCUUCUGUAUAUGCACUCCAUGGUGUUGCCCAUAAGGUAUUCAACACCACACUAAAGCAUAUAGCAGCACAUGAUGACAGUGUGUUCAAAUGUG